CUUGCACCAGCAAAAAGUUGCACCGGUUGAUCACAAUGCAAGGCCUCGCGGCAUCUUCAAGGGUCGUCGUGCUCGCCGUGCUUCUUCUUCUUCUUCUUCUCCUCCUCGGGUUGGCAGCGGGGGCCGCCGACGGCCGGAGGAGACUCGUCUCCGGCAGCCCUGACGAGCCGUGCAGGAAGAUGACGCUCUACUACCACGACAUCCUCCACGACGGCGCCAACAACACGGCCAACGCCACGUCGGCGGCGGCGACGAGCCCGCCGGCACUGAGCAACGCCACCUACUUCGGCAUGCUGGUGGUGUUCGACGACCCGGUGACGGAGGGCCAGGCGCUGCCCGUGGAGGACGAGCCGGCGGCGGCGCGCGCGCAGGGGUUCUACUUCUACGACGGGAAGGGGUCCUUCAACGCGUGGUUCGCCUUCUCGCUCGUGUUCAACUCGACGGCGCGCAGGGGCACCCUCAACCUCAUGGGCGCCGACCUCAUGGGCGAGGAGACGCGGGACAUCUCCGUCGUCGGCGGCACCGGCGACUUCUUCAUGGCGCGCGGCGUCGCCACGCUCCGCACCGACGCCGUCGAGGGAUUGUUCUACUUCCGCCUCCAGAUGGACAUCAAGCUCUACGAGUGCUACGUCUGAGACUCUCGUCUCGUCUGGCAUACGCGUCUGCUGAUUAGCGCGCGCUGGUGCAUGUACGUACUCUGAAGCUUCUGCUGAUUGCUUCGAUGUUUGUUGGUGUGACGUGCGUUGCAUGCAUGUGGAUUGUGUGGGUCAGUUGCCGGGUACGUCAAUAUAUAGGAGUGUAAAAUGUGCAGCGUGUUGAGUCUGUUUAUAAAGACUCUAU
Hordeum vulgare subsp. vulgare (domesticated barley) is the source of this 840-nucleotide messenger RNA. RefSeq names its product dirigent protein 5-like. The transcript has a single exon. The record is from RefSeq and is a predicted model, not a curated record. The coding region runs from base 36 to 635 and encodes 199 amino acids. NCBI's taxonomy places the organism in Eukaryota, Viridiplantae, Streptophyta, Magnoliopsida, Poales, Poaceae.